GACACAGAAAAAGGCAAGAGAAGAGAGGGGCAGUUCGGAUAUAGAAUAAGUAUGAAAAGCACAAGUCAAUUGUGGGGAGGAGACAAUAAAUGAGAGAAUUGCUUGAUGAGGCUUAUGAUAACACUCCUCAUCCGUCAAGUCGUUUUUCAUUCUCUUCUCCCAAUGAUCCCCUCCAGAAUUCCACGCCUUAAUCCCCCUCUUUGCUUUUCUGCUUUCCUCUUCUCUCUUCUCUCAAUACCCUAAUAGCCCUAGUCAACCUCACCCCUCUCUCUCCUUUUCUCUCUCUCUCUGCAUCUUUCAAAGCCUAGCUAAACAAUUACCCACAAAAAUUUUCAACUUCUUUUAGAAUCAAAACAUACUAUAUAUAUACAAUAUAGCUACUACCUUUGUUGCAAAAGGCAGGCAUUUCCAAUCUUUUCUUCAAUUUCACCUCUCCAUUUUCUCUUUUUUCACAUUAAAAGUGGUUCAAGAAAUGUGGAUGAUGGGUUACAAUGACAGUGGUCAUGAGUUCAAUACACCAGAUUUUCAUGGGAGAAAACUUAGGCCAAUCAUUCCAAGGCCAGUCAUGCCCUCUACAAACAACAAUCACCCCUCCUCUACCCGUAUCAAUGGCACAGAUUUCAAUCUUGCACAUAAUCACCAGCUGGGAACAAUGGGUGAUCAAGGCAAGAGACUAGAGUUCAGUGGACAACAGGUUGUUGUUAGUUCAAGAUGGAAUCCAACACCAGAGCAGUUGAGAACUCUCGAAGAUUUGUAUCGACGGGGGACUCGAACCCCUUCUGCAGACCAAAUCCAACACAUCACUGUACAACUUAGGAGGUAUGGGAAAAUUGAAGGGAAGAAUGUGUUCUAUUGGUUUCAGAAUCAUAAAGCCAGAGAGAGACAGAAACGACGCCGUCAAACAGAAUCCGGUCCCGGAGAACAACUACCUCACCUUGACGUGGAAGCCUUAGAAACCAAAUAUUCUGAGGCAAACAGGACAAAUCAUGAAGUUGAACAGACCAAGAACUGGACACCCUCUACAGACUGCAGUAUACUACCAGAGCAGACUAUUUCAAUACAAAGGGCGGCAAAAGCAACAACAAUGGCAGAAUCAUGUAGAGCUGUAGAUCUCCAUGGUGUUUGCAUCCAAUUUGAUGGUGAGGAUCAAUUACAGCAGCAGAGAAAGAACUUUAUUAAUAUGGAGAGGAAUGCCACGUGGCAGAUGAUGCAGUUGUCUUGUGGUACUCAUCACCUCAUAAACACUACUAGCACUGCCACCCCUACUACUACUCUUCCUCUUCCUAAUACUAACUCUGCAGUAUCAACAGUACUAGCUCCAGCAAUACUAAGCAGAAUGGACCAAAACUACUUGUUUAAGUCUCAUGAUCAAUUGAGCAUCUUUAAUGCUGAACAUGACUUCAACAGCAGAAGAGCCUGCAAUGAAGAAGAAGAAGAAGAAGAAGAAAAUGGGUUAGGGGAGGAGUCUCAAACCCUUGAAUUGUUUCCACUUCACAGCAGCAACAACAGUGACAACAUGACUAAAGAGAAAGAGUCAACUGAUCGUGACCAGGAGCUAGAUAUGAAUGCAAACUUGACAUCUUACCAGUUUUUUGAGUUUCUCCCACUGAAGAACUAG
This is a messenger RNA of Tripterygium wilfordii, 1618 nucleotides long. Its product is annotated as WUSCHEL-related homeobox 1. Gene Ontology annotation, molecular function: DNA binding; DNA-binding transcription factor activity. The record is from RefSeq and is a predicted model, not a curated record. Lineage: Eukaryota; Viridiplantae; Streptophyta; Magnoliopsida; Celastrales; Celastraceae. The transcript has 4 exons. Gene Ontology annotation, biological process: plant organ development. The coding region runs from base 473 to 1618 and encodes 381 amino acids.